Molecule: messenger RNA, 3849 nt
Organism: Alexandromys fortis (reed vole)
Lineage: Eukaryota; Metazoa; Chordata; Mammalia; Rodentia; Cricetidae
Product: schlafen family member 13-like
Exons: 2
Coding region: 492-1796 (434 amino acids)
Biological process (GO): defense response to virus
Molecular function (GO): tRNA binding
Source: RefSeq, a predicted model, not a curated record
UAUAGCAAUAGUAUGUUGUAAAGAAUCUUUCUCUUAAAGAAUUUCUGUCCCACAGGGUAGCUCCAAAAUAACAAUAUGGAGAAUUCUUAUUAAUUAUGAAUGCUCGGCCUUGACAGUCUUAUUUCUAACUAGCGCUUAUAACUUAAUUUAACCUAUUUCUAUUACUCUGUCGCUGCCCUGUGACUCAUGGCUUUUACCUCUCCUCCUACUCUUGUACCUCAAUGCUGAUGACUUCACCCUGACAAUUACAGUGAGUGGGUGACAUUAGCUCCUCCUGGGAGCAUUAUUAAACUACAGAGUAAUAGCCAAAGUAGUUCAGACACCUCUUUAGUGUGUUUUUCCUCCUACAGCCCAUAUCUCAUGUAAGUUCUACUUUUAUUUCCCCUCAAAACAAUUUCUGAAGAGAAAGGACUGUUUUUAUCUUACUUGAUAUUUUACUGCUUUUACAGGAUAUGUUUGACUUAGACUAAAUAUUUUCAUUAAGUAGAUGAAUGAAUUGUGUCCAUGAGAGAAUUAAUCUUAAUAAAGGUAAAAAACAAGUGUUUGGAUUGUUUGACUGCAGGACCAACAGGAAAAGAAAUCACUCCUUAGAGGUGAUAAAGUCUCACCCAGACUUGGUCAUCCGCAUAAAAGAUGUGACUCUCGGCGAAGAAGAACGAAAUAAUAUGAACUCGGAGAAGAGAAUGCUGGAGAAGAAAAGAGUGACAAAGGCUGCCUAUGCUCUGUUAAACUCCGGAGGAGGAGUGAUUGAGAUACAAAUGGCCAAUAAGAGUGAGCAGCCCGUGGAGAUGGGACAGGAUUUGGAACAGGCUUUGAGAGAUCUUGUCCAGUCUUCUGAUUGGCAGGCUUUCUUUGAGACCCAGCAACGUGGGAACCAUUUUUACAUUUUUGUUAAAUCUUGGAGCUGUGGCUCUGAAGACAGUUCUGCUAAGCCUCGCAUUUGCACCGAAAAGUCUUCCUUGAAACGUAGAUGUGGAACUUCAGUGAUUGUCAUGAGUUCAACAGAUGCAUUCACAUUUCUAAAGGGUAAGAAGAGUGUCGGAUGUGGCCUAACUGAUGGAGGGGCUCCACCUGUUAAAAUUCCCAGAGUUAUGCGUCAGAACAUCCUUGAAACAAAUCCUGCUUUUGAAAUUUUCCAAAGUGAGAAACUCGAAUAUGGUCAAAUCUUGCCUUUUCCUGAAUCUAUACAAGUAGAGUUUAAAAAAUUCGAUACAGAUAAUGUUCAAAACAACAUUAAAGAUAUAAUUCCAGAGUAUGUCUCUGCAUUUGCAAACACCAGCGGAGGCUACCUUUUCAUUGGAGUGGAGGACAAGAGUAGGAAGGUCCUGGGAUGCCCAAAAGAAAAUGUUACCCGUGACUCUUUGGAAAGAGUGACAAAUGAAGCAAUAUCUAAGUUGCCAGUUUUCCAUUUUUCAUCAUCUUUAGAGAAGGUGUCUUAUAAGACCAGAGUCAUAGAUGUGUUUCACGAGGGGAAUUUGCAUGGUUAUCUCUUUGUGAUCAAAGUGGAGGCUUUCUGCUGUGCAGUGUUCUCAGAAGCUCCCAUUUCAUGGAUGGUAGACAAGGAGAAUGGUGUCAUCUACAGACUGACUACUAAGGAAUGGGUAGGCAUGAUGAUGGGUGCUGAUCCAGAGACAGCUUCCAAUCAGUCAUCUUCCCUCGGUAACCUGUGUGAAGAUUUUGAGUGUCAGCUGAGUCUCUCAGACAGCCCUCCACACUGCAGACCAGUGUAUUCUAAGAAAGGACUGGAGCAUAAAGUCGACCUCCAAAAGCGUUUAUUUCCAGGUAUGAACAGCUAGUUUUUCCAUUAGGAGAAAGAGACAAAUCGUUUAACACCUUUGCUAAAAAAGAAAUCAAAGAGAAUGCCUUGUGCAGCACCAAGUUUAUGAUGUAACAGCACUACAGACCUCUUGGGAAUAAGGGACAGGUACCAUGAAGUCAUGGAGAGCUCCCCCUUUUUGUUUUUCUCUUUAGGCCAGUGAGAAGGUCUUACUCCCGUUUAGGUCCUCACCUCAUAAUGUGAGGACCGAUCAAAGGAGGCCCAAAACUCCUGGUUCUCCUUCUCCCGUGCAAUGGAAUAAACUCCUGGGAGGUGCAAAGGCAGUACUCAGAGUAAAAAUGCGUACCUUCCUCAGUGCAAUGGAGAAUUUCUCCCUGAGAGUGCAAAGGCUAUGCAAGGAACAAACCUAUUGGCCUUUUAGGACAGAUAGCGGCUGCAAGUCCCGCAUUAGUCAAGGGACCCCCAUCUCUCUACAAGCCUUUAUCCAGGCAUCCAAUUUCUUGUGCCUGACCGGUGCUAUGGCUCUCUGACAUUCCUUGGUACUUUGUUCAAAAAUAAUCCGCUGCACAAAGGGCAAGGUGUGUUCAGAGCUGCCAAACGUUUUGUAACCAUACUUGGGGUGAAUCACCAUUCUUUAAAGCGGCUAAUGCUUGUAGAACCGCAACUUUAUCUCGAGAUGUCUGAGCUCGGAGGCAGCAUAUUAGCCAGAAGCAGAUUAUACAUCCUCCUAUGCAGCAUGCAAAAAACAUUGUACCAUUACUCACUUUGCACUUAUUAGUGGUGUAGGUAGCACAACUAAAGUUGCUCUGUCCAGCCUGCCCUCCCUGAAGUAACACAAAAGGGGGGGGUGAUCAGAGCAACUGCCAUUAACCCUGCAGAGGAGCCAUUUAUUAUAGGGCGUCAUUCUUUCAUCUUGACGGAGAAAAAAAAAACGGAAGUAAAAGAAUGCACCUGAGGGCUGGGGCCAUGCAGCUCGGGAGAGAAUGUGAAUAAGUGAGAAGGCCCCGCCCAGCCCACCAUGGCCGGCUGGCAAUCCGUCCAGGGCUGGACUACUCCCUCCUCAAAAGACCCCCAGCAAUGAGGAGCAAGCCGCGGCUGCAAAGGUGGCGAGGGGUCAGAAUUAUUAGCAGAUUUUAAAAAGGUUCCAUUGAACCAAAAGCCUGUAACAUGGGGAGGCCCAAAUCCUUGUUGGUAAUAAAAAAAGCGGGGGAAAACCGUGGCAUGUGGCGAACAGGAAUCGGCUUAGGGAAGGCAGACAGUAUUCCCCAUCUCUGCUCUGCCCGAAUCCGGAUUGUCAUCACCAUCAUUAUCAGGAAUGGCAGCGGCAUCAUCUUCAACCGGACCAUUGUAGAAAUAGGAGCGGCGGGGCUGCGUCCCCAGCACCCCAGCCACCUGGCUAGCUUAUGCCCGAAAUAACAACACACAAACUGUAUUCAUUUAAACACUGCUUGACCCAUUUCUAUCCAGCCUCUUCUAGGCUAAUUCUCAUAUAUUAAUUUAGCCCAUUUCUAAUCAUCUGUGUAAGCACCCCAAGGUGCACUUACCGGGAAGAUUCUAGCCUAAGUCCAUCCUGGGUCAGAGGAGCUUCAUUGCAUGCAUCUGCCCCGGAGAGCGGAGCAUGCCUCUCUGUCUGAGGCAUCUGGCUCUGAGAGGAGCUGCAUUACUUCUGACCUCACUUCCUCUUCCUCCCAGCAUUCUCUUCUGUUUACUCCACCCACCUAUGUUCUAACCAAUAAAAUGGGCCAAGCCAGUUUCUUUAUUAGCCAGUGACCUUCCUCCAUCAGACCAUGGCCUUCCUCCAUUGGCUGGGGAGCAAUUGAAUCAUCCUUAAUGGUUCUUGUCAGUCGGCAUGGAACCCAUUGAGGCACCUCUUGACCCUGGGAGACUCACUCACUGAUGUCUCUCUGAAUCCUCUUUGGCCCCUCACUCGGUACCAAAGCUUGUCCCAGCAUCCCGGGGUUUCGGCACCAGUUGCAGCACACUCCCUGACCAGCAGGGAAGGACGACCACGAGUCGAGGAUUCUUCUGCAAAUCACGCUUUAUUGGAGCCUCUUAGUUGAAGGGAGAAUGGA